Messenger RNA from Clunio marinus, 285 nucleotides. NCBI's taxonomy places the organism in Eukaryota, Metazoa, Arthropoda, Insecta, Diptera, Chironomidae. The record is from the annotation of a GenBank genome assembly.
AUGUUGGAAGAAGAAUGUCAAGCUAGACACAUAAAUAAGUUUCAUGGGAAUCAAUCAAUCAAUCAACCAAUCAAUCCAAAAUUUAAUAUUCUAAAUGACAAACUUUGUCAACCUCAAGUGGAAUAUCAGAUCACAAGUAACGCAGAGGCAUCACAUCUCAUAUUGCUCCUUGUUGAACAUCCUGAACAGAUUACAAUCUUCCAAUCUCUUUGUCUCGUCACAGCUUUUUUCAAUAUCGUCAAAAUCGCCCACAUGAGAUUUCGCCGUGUCAUGAAUAAACUGUAG